This is a messenger RNA of Ipomoea nil (Japanese morning glory), 2465 nucleotides long. RefSeq lists its product as uncharacterized. The transcript has a single exon. Bases 509 to 2203 code for a protein of 564 amino acids. Lineage: Eukaryota; Viridiplantae; Streptophyta; Magnoliopsida; Solanales; Convolvulaceae. The record is from RefSeq and is a predicted model, not a curated record.
UCCAUCUCGCAUUCUUGUUUCUUCACCUUGACCUGUCAUUUUCUGUGUCCGUUACUAACGACCAUUAACGACCCCCCUCCAUUUUCUUCUGCUCUCCCAUCUUUUCUACACAUUUCACAGCCUUUAUAUGCAAUGUUAAGAGCUUCCACAGCUUUUCAGCGGUCCGGAGAAAGAAAAGGGCUGUAAGUUCUGCUCAUUAUAUCUCUCUUCAUGGCUUUAUUUAUUUGAAUUUUUGUUGCAAUCCCAAUUUUGAAUCAAGAGAUCAUCUUGGAUGUGGGUUUUAAGAGCUUUGGAAUAUUUCCUCUCAAGCUAGCUUUUGGGGGUUUGCCCUCCAACCAGGUAGCCUGGAGAUCCGGGGGGGUUAUAUUUCUUUGAAGGGCAGAAAUUGUUUUUCCUUGAAUCUUGUUUGGAUGUGGGAUUCUGGGAUUUUCAAGUUUUCUGUUUUGAUCUUGGGUGAUAUGUAGAGUAUGUAUGUAUAGAUUGUGGUUUCAAGAUCAAAAGUUCACAGAUGUCUGAGAAAGGUGGAAGCUUUAGGGCAAACCCCAGGGUUCAUUGGUGGUUUAAGCUGGUGGUGCUGGGGGCUUGUCUGGUAAUCUUGAUUCUAUGGGGCAUUCAUAGUGUCAAUUUGAGUGUCAUCAAUGCCCCAAAAGAUUUUGUUAUUCUGAAAUUCAAUGGUAGUUCUAAAGAAUUUAGGCCAGAAUUUAAAGAUUUUGGGUAUUCCAAUUUGCAAUUGCCCCCCCAAGAUGAGCCUUCAGGAUCAAGAAUUGGGAAUUGGGUUUUGGCUGAGUUAGAGGAUAACUAUUCAUCAAAGCUUUUAGAAGGUUGGUUGACUCCUGGGGGUGAGCCAUGUAAGGAUUCAAGGAGUGUGGGGAUUAGGGUUCCCGGUUUGGAUGAUCGUGAGGGCCUCGAGUUAUCUACCGGGGAUAUCCACGAGUUUGUUUUCCAGGCGGUGGACGAGAAAGGGCAGGCGCAUUGUUUGGGGGGCGAUUACUUUGAGAUUGAUCUGUCCGGGGAGAAAUGGAAGUCUCGGCCUCCCACUAAGGAUUUGGGCAAUGGUACCUAUAGGUUUCACCUCCAAGUACACCCUGAUUUCCAUGGGGAUUACAAUGUCACCAUAAUCCUAUUGUUUCAACAUUACGAGGGAAUGAGGUUUUCGCCUCAAAGAUUCGCGUUUGAUCGCGUCCUCCGAGUGUUCCCCGUCAAAUUCACCAAAUCCCGAGCUGAAUUGCCCGAAAUCUCGCAAUGUGUGAGGUCUGAUCUUGCUAGAAACGUUUGGUCUGGCAGGUGGACUCGGCAUGCCAAGAACGACACCUGCCUUGUUGACAAUGGCGGGCGGUUUAUAUGCCAAGACCCGAGUUUCCCUUGCCAAAAACCGUGGUGCCAUGGUGCCAUGGGCGGGCUGGAGAGCAACGGGUGGGUAUACUCAGCUCAUUGCUCGUUCAAGAUGUUCUCUAGCGAGGAGGCGUGGAAUUGCUUGAACAAGAAAUGGAUUUUUUGGUGGGGCGAUUCGAAUCAUUGUGAUACGAUUCGCAACAUCCUUCACUUCAUUCUCGACUUCCAUGACAUCCCGGAUGUUCCAAGAAGGUUCGAUGCCAACAUCACGAACCCGAAAGAUCCAUCCCAAACUGUCAGACUCACCAGCAUCUUCAAUGGCCACCCGAACGAGACGGGGAAUUACCACGGCUUGUAUUCACUAGCAAAUGCCGAGUAUAGAGAGUUCUUAAAAGGGUAUUUUUCCGGUAAUGUUGUCCCCGACACUAUAAUCAUGAACUCGGGUUUGCACGACGGGGUGUACUGGCCUAGCAUCCGAGCUUUCAUCAAGGGCGCAGAUUACACCGCAGCGUUUUGGUCCGAGGUGAUCCAAGCGGUGAAGCAGCGGCAUAAGGUGCCACCGAAGCUUCUAUACAGAACCACGGUGACAACCGGCGGCUAUGCAAGAACAUUGGCUUACAAUCCCCAGAAAAUGGAGGCGUUCAACGGGGUCGUGUUGGAUAAGCUGAGGGCAUACGCCGCCUUGGAUAUGGUCAUCGACGAUUUCGACAUGACCUAUCCGUGGCACUACGACAAUAGGUGCAACGACGGGGUCCACUAUGGCCGAGCUCCCGCCAAGCUCGUGUGGAGGGAUGGGCAGAUCGGGCACCAGUACUUCGUCGACCUCAUGCUCGGGCACGUGUUGCUCAACGCUCUGUGCUCGAGAUGGUAACGCUCGAUCUUCGAGGUGCAAGCUGACCUGACAAAAGAUUGUAUGAAGCCAUGAGUUUCUGCAUUGAUUUGAACUGUUUUAUGUUCUUGAUCUGUGCAAUUGUUGUCUUGUCAGUUCUCAUAUACCACACAUUGGCAGUUGUAACUUGUAAUGUAACUAGUAUCAUAGUGAUGUAAAUAGUAGGUUAGUAUAUUAUUAUAGUUAUGAAUUUAUGAUUAUUGUUGUUUCAUUGUUUUUUUCACAGAUUAUGAGUAACUGUUCA